This is a messenger RNA of Myodes glareolus (Bank vole), 9493 nucleotides long. RefSeq names its product membrane associated guanylate kinase, WW and PDZ domain containing 3 (gene Magi3). NCBI's taxonomy places the organism in Eukaryota, Metazoa, Chordata, Mammalia, Rodentia, Cricetidae. The record is from RefSeq and is a predicted model, not a curated record. Gene Ontology annotation, molecular function: protein binding. Gene Ontology annotation, biological process: signal transduction. Gene Ontology annotation, cellular component: cytoplasm; cell-cell junction.
UAGUUCUAGUCAUCCACACUUAUUUCUGAUAACUCGUGAAGGUGUGAGGAAAAUAAAAUCAGCUCUACAACUAGUUAGGAAGUCAGAAGUCGGAGCAGCAUGAGUGAUGACACACCCUUACUCCUUCAUCACGGGCAAAGUCAUAAAUAAAGAUUUGCGGCACUACCUGAGUCUUCAGUUUCAGAAAGGAUCAAUUGACCACAAACUUCAGCAAGUCAUCAGAGAUAAUCUCUACUUAAGAACCAUCCCAUGCACUACAAGGGCUCCCAGGGAUGGGGAAGUUCCAGGGGUGGACUAUAAUUUCAUUUCUGUUGAACAGUUCAAAGCACUGGAAGAGAGCGGAGCCUUGUUAGAAAGUGGAACGUAUGAUGGAAAUUUCUAUGGCACUCCCAAGCCUCCAGCAGAACCUAGUCCUUUCCAGCCAGAUCCGGUUGAUCAGGUCCUCUUUGACAAUGAGUUUGACACAGAAUCCCAAAGAAAACGAACUACAUCUGUCAGCAAGAUGGAAAGGAUGGACAGCUCUCUCCCUGAAGAAGAGGAAGAUGAGGACAAGGAUGCUGUUAAUGGCAGUGGAAACACGGAAACCAGAGAGAUGCAUUCUGAGUCAUCUGACUGCUGGAUGAAGACUAUUCCAAGUUAUAACCAAACAAAUAGCUCCAUGGACGUUAGAAAUUAUAUGAUGAGAGAUGAGAAUCUGGAACCACUGCCCAAAAACUGGGAAAUGGCCUACACUGACACAGGGAUGAUCUAUUUCAUUGAUCAUAAUACCAAGACAACCACCUGGUUGGAUCCUCGUCUCUGCAAGAAAGCCAAAGCCCCUGAAGACUGUGAAGAUGGAGAGCUUCCUUAUGGCUGGGAGAAAAUAGAGGACCCUCAGUAUGGAACAUACUAUGUUGAUCACCUCAACCAGAAAACUCAGUUUGAAAAUCCAGUGGAAGAAGCCAAAAGAAAAAAGCAGAUAGGACAGGCUGAAAUUCAUCCUGCAAAACCAGAUAUGGAAAGGUCUCACUUUACUCGGGAUCCAUCCCAACUUAAAGGUGUCCUUGUCCGAGCAUCACUGAAAAAGAGCACGAUGGGAUUUGGUUUUACCAUCAUUGGUGGAGAUAGGCCUGAUGAGUUCCUACAAGUGAAAAAUGUGCUAAAAGAUGGGCCCGCAGCUCAGGAUGGGAAAAUUGCACCAGGUGAUGUUAUUGUAGACAUCAAUGGCAGCUGUGUCCUUGGUCACACUCAUGCAGAUGUUGUCCAGAUGUUUCAGUUGGUACCUGUCAACCAGUAUGUCAACCUUACUUUAUGCCGUGGCUAUCCACUUCCUGAUGACAGUGAAGAUCCUGUUGUGGACAUUGUUGCUGCUACCCCUGUCAUCAAUGGACAGUCAUUAACAAAGGGAGAGACAUGCUUGAAUACUCAGGAUUUUAAACCAGGAGUAAUGGCUUUGGACCAAAAUGGAAAACCAGGCCAAAUCUUGGCCAGUGACCAUCUCAAUGGUCCUUCAGAUUCAAGUGAACAGAGAGCAUCCCUGGCAUCAUCAGGCAGCUCCCAGCCUGAACUAGUGACUAUCCCUCUGAUUAAGGGCCCUAAAGGCUUUGGGUUUGCAAUUGCUGACAGCCCAACUGGACAGAAGGUGAAAAUGAUAUUGGAUAGCCAGUGGUGUCAAGGCCUUCAAAAGGGGGAUGUCAUCAAAGAAAUUUACCACCAAAAUGUGCAGAAUUUAUCACAUCUCCAAGUGGUAGAAGUACUAAAGCAGUUCCCAGUAGGUGCAGAUGUGCCGCUGCUUAUCCUAAGAGGAGGUCCUCGUUCACCAACUAAAACUGCCAAGAUGAAAACUGAUACAAAGGAAAAUUCAGGAAGUUUGGAGGCCAUAAAUGAACCUAUUCCCCAGCCUAUGCCUUUUCCGCCCAGCAUUAUCAGGUCAGGAUCCCCGAAGUUGGAUCCUUCUGAGGUCUACCUGAAAUCUAAGACUUUAUAUGAAGAUAAACCACCAAACACCAAAGAUCUGGAUGUUUUUCUUCGGAAACAAGAAUCAGGGUUUGGCUUCAGGGUGCUGGGAGGAGAUGGACCUGACCAGUCUAUAUAUAUUGGGGCCAUUAUUCCCCUGGGAGCAGCUGAAAAGGAUGGUCGGCUUCGUGCUGCUGAUGAACUGAUGUGCAUUGAUGGGAUUCCUGUUAAAGGAAAAUCACACAAGCAAGUCUUGGAUUUAAUGACCACUGCUGCUCGAAAUGGCCAUGUAUUACUAACUGUCAGAAGAAAAAUCUUCUAUGGAGACAAGCAAUCUGAGGAUGACAGCCCUCAAGCCUUCACACAGAAUGGAUCCCCCCACCUGAAUCGGGCUGAGCUCCCAGCCAGGCCUGCCCAGGAGGCCUAUGAUGUUAUCUUACAGAGAAAAGAAAACGAAGGGUUUGGUUUUGUCAUCCUCACCUCUAAAAGCAAGCCACCUCCAGGAGUUAUUCCUCAUAAAAUUGGCCGAGUCAUAGAGGGAAGUCCAGCUGAUCGCUGUGGAAAACUGAAAGUCGGGGAUCACAUCUCUGCGGUGAAUGGGCAGUCCAUUGUUGACCUGUCUCAUGAUAAUAUUGUUCAGCUGAUCAAAGAUGCCGGAGUCACUGUCACACUGACAGUCAUUGCUGAAGAAGAGCAUCACGGUCCACCAUCAGGAACGAACUCAGCCCGGCAAAGCCCAGCACUGCAGCACAGGUCCAUGGGACAGGCACAGGCCAACCACAUACCUGGGGACAGAAUUGCCCUAGAAGGUGAAAUUGGGAAAGAUGUCUGCAGUUCCUACAGACAUUCGUGGUCUGACCACAAGCACCUCGCACAGCCUGACACAGCAGUGAUUUCGGUUGUGGGAAGUCGACACAAUCAGAGCCUUGGGUGUUACCCAGUAGAGCUGGAGAGGGGCCCUCGGGGCUUUGGGUUCAGCCUCCGAGGAGGGAAGGAGUACAAUAUGGGGCUGUUCAUCCUUCGCCUUGCUGAGGAUGGCCCUGCCAUCAAAGACGGCAGGAUUCACGUUGGUGACCAGAUUGUUGAAAUCAAUGGGGAACCUACACAAGGCAUCACACAUACGCGAGCGAUUGAGCUCAUUCAGGCUGGCGGAAAUAAAGUCCUCCUUCUUUUGAGGCCAGGAACUGGCUUGAUACCUGACCAUGGUGAUUGGGAUAUUAAUAGUCCUUCAUCUUCCAAUGUCAUUUAUGAUGAACAGCCACUUCUCCCAUCUUCACAUUCUGCUUCCAUAUUUGAAGAACCUAAUGUGCCAGUAAUCGAAGACUCUCUGAUUAGAGUUCAGAUAUGUGAAAAGGCAGAAGAACUAAAGGACACUGUACCAGAAAAGAAAAGCACUUUAAAUGGAAGCCAGCCUGAAACGAAGCAUCAGAUUGUUUUCCAGAAAAAUGUGAGUAAGAAAGGUCCAUCCAAUAGUUAUGGGCAUGAGAAGAGUCUACUAAAAGGAGAAAAUGGUGUCACACGAAGAGGUAGAUCUGCUAGUCCCAAAAAGUCAGCUAAUCGACAUUCAGAGGAACAUUUGGAAAAGUUUCCCAGGCCCCUAAAAAGUGACCCCAAAGGAAAAUCUAGAGAUCGGUCACUCAGCCCUAGGAAAGGAGAGACUAAAGGUCAGAUCACCACUAAGGCAGGUUCUGGACAUGAUCCCUGCAGAAAAGGCAGGGGACGCUCUUCUAGUCCCAAGAAGCAGCAAAAGAUUGGAGGCAACAGCCCAUCAAACACUGAGAGCAAAUUCCCAGAAGUUGGGAGUCAAAGAACAGCAGGCCAUAUUUUCGACAGUACUGAACAGCUCCCAGAUGGUAAAGAAAAGUCGGGUGUCAUCAGGAAAGAUCUGAAGCAGAGUCAACUGGGUAAAAACAGAACGAGGUCUCCAGAGAAAAAGGGCCAUAAAAUUGAUGAAACAUCUCUUUCAUCCAAAAAGACUAACAACACCACUAGUAGGGCAGUGUCUGAGAAGGAAAAAGGAAAGAAGCCAACUGCAGGAGAUAACAUCCAGAUCUCAGCAAAGAAGCUCAAGCAGGAACCUGAAGAGAAGGUGAUGUUAAAUAAAUCGGGAGAUGACAAACAGAAAGAUCCAGAGGCCACUGACAAAUGCAAGGAGCAUGCAGGGGGCACACCUGAAAACAGCUCUCCCGUCAAAAAAGCACCCAUCACUCCAGGGCCCUGGAGGGUGCCGCGAGCAAAUAAAAUCACAGGCACCGUUGGCAUGACUGAUAAACAGCUGUGACCUUUUGUAUAAUUCAAAGAAAAUUUAAGUUGUUAUCUUUUACUAUAACACAGCAUUCUCUUAAAGGGGAGAGGUAUGUUUUUCCCCCAGAAAGUCUUCAAUAUCUAAUUGGAGCAUCAAGUUAGCCAGGCUGCAUGAAGGGCUUCUGAGAUUGCUAAAUCCCACCUGGCCCUUGCUGGCUGCCCUUCCUCAUGCUCAGGAAGGAGCUGCACCCAUGGGCUCCUCUGCCACGCCCUGCUCAGGCCACCCGCUCAGCAAUGACAUGAUCUUACCAGUGUGGUCACAGCUCACUUUGUAUUUGUGCCAAGUUAUCUACUGUAUCAUGUCUGUUUAUCCUUCCCAUUCUGAUAUUUCCAGUCAUCAAACAGUUCAGUUUGGAUUGAAGAUAUUUUCAAUAGCAUGUUGCAUGUUUACAGAGAGAAAUAUUUGAGUCCUUGCAGAGGAAGAAAUUGUUAGCUGAUCAUUAAAGUUGGCACUUGCCUCUUCUCACAGCUUCUGACCGUCUAGUUUAAAAAUGCAACUAAGAAACAUCACUAUGUACAGGAAAGGUCAAAUAUUGAAGAUGCUUUUUUAUGGCUAAGGUGUUUCAAGUAACUGCUAAAGAUAUUCCUUACAAUUGAAUGCUCAAAAUGAGGAAGACUAAGCAACAGAGUGAACAAACUCCUGCCAUGUUAGCCAACCCUAAUGUAGUUACAGUGUCUCAGACCCCCUACUAUAGUGAGAGACGUGCAGAAGCGUGUAGAAAUACCAUUUCUCUUUAAAGAAAAAUUACUAUAUCUGGAUAUCUUGAUUAUUAAUCAUUAGUCUCUAAUACAUUAUUGGAAAGCCUAAAUCUAUAGAUCAUUGUGUGAGACUUAGUCAUGAAUCCAGUGCUACAGCCAGACAAAGCAUCAGCUCCUGUGGCAUAGAGAAGUUCAUGUGGGGCAGACAUACAGGUUUUCAGAAUUUAGAGCAGAGCCUGCAUUGGGCUUCCGCAGCAAGUCAAGACUAAUACAGUAUAGACUGUGUGGUGGAACUUUAAUUUUUAGCUAAUUAACUAAAAACAGGAAAAGCUUUCAGAGUUCUUUUCUAAAAUCUAAGAAAAACUGCUAAAAGUUGGAGACAAUUUUUAACCUCAUGCAAUAGAUCAGGAUGUUAGUUAGGUUCCCUGAAACAGCAUUCAAAAGCAUCUAUAAAUAUAGACAUUUCUCAGACCAAAACUGUCUACUUAUAGAGUAUUUGAACACUCAUUCUGUUACCCCGUGAGUCUGACAAACUCCACUGUGACCAACUGUACUGACCUUGUAGGAAACACAUGCUUCCACCCAGAACUAUAUUUACCCAUCUAUUAUGUAUAACUACUUGAAUAGAGCAAAAUUAGGAGGCUUGAUAAAUGCUAAGAAUUUAGUACCACAGAAAUGAUUUAUUUUCCCUAUAGUCCACAAUUAGUGACACAAAUCCUAUUUUUAUUGUUAACUGUGACAUAACUUUGAUGUCAUAUGUUGUCAGUCUGAUGUGGCUCUUCCUAAGUAACCUGUCACUGUACUGAUUAUAUACUGACUUAGCCAUGUGGCCUUGGAAUGCUGUGCAAAUAUGGAUGUCCUGGUUGUAAAUGUUUAUAUAUGUACAGUACCUUUAUAUACACACUUGAGGUUCUGAUUAGAGAAAGAUCUGUAAAUCGCUCGUUAUUUUUUAUAUAGAUAUUAAAAAAGAAAAAAAUUUAUGUCCUGCUUUUUUUUUAAAAAACUGUCAGCAUCAUUUAACAUUGCUGUUUUGCAGACCUUAGUUGCCAUCAUGAUCUGAGUCAUAAGAGUCUUAAAAUCAGAAAGACAUAAUAAUGUGUCUUUGCCUGCACUGAAUUUCAUAUGUGAAUGAAAGCCUUGAGUUGUAUACCCUUAUUUCAUUGCAAAGACAUUUUUUAAUGCCCCCUUUCUCCACUACUAGAGAAGACAUUUCAUCUCACUGGAAUCCAGGCACUACACAUUUAUAGUGGGAUAACAGUACUGACCACUUCCCACUAGUUCACAGAAUUCCAUGGUGAUUCACAUUAUUGAAAAAUAUUUUAUUUAUUUUAAAUUUACUUUUAGAAUUAAGUAUCUGGAUUUGAUUUCAUUUCACUUCAUGUGUGUGUUAAAUCCUACUUCAAAACUCUGGUUUAUUAAUACUCUUCAGGAGAAAAAUUCCUAUAAUUGCAUGACCUCACACUAAAAAUAAAGUCUAGUUCUAUUUCCAGACCCACAUGGAAAUAAUGGAAAUGUGUCAGAGCAAAAGCUGCUGAAAGUAGGAGCUCUGAAGUUCUGUGAACACACUGUUCCCAGGCAGGGCUGCUGCAAUCCCACAGCAUUGCCUUCUGACAGCUACAGCACCCUUACAGCUAAGCAGCUCUGAGCAGUGUCAACUCCUUGAUCAAGAAAGUCUUGGCCCCAAAAAGCAUUUGGCUUCUUAUUUUUACAUGAGAAUCCCUUCAUUUAAAGGAAACUCGAGCAGCGAAGAUGGCUCAGCAGGUAAGAGCACUUGCCACCAACCCUUCCAUCGCCAGAACUAUGGUAGGAGAGAACCACAUCCAUUCAGGUGCCCUUGAUGCACACAUUUACAUAAAUUAAAAAGCAAAAUAGUGAAGAUACUUCUUAUUCUUGUGCAGAAAUACAAAGCCAAAUGCUUUGCACAUAUCUGGACAAAUGGAGUUCCAUACUUAUAUUUCCAUUUCUCACCAAAAGUAUUGAAGGCACACAAGAGGUUGAGUAAGGUUCUGCCUAGUGACCGCCACAAAGAUGUAGACUGGAGCUGAGCCUACUGUAUGACUGUAUAACCAAAGAACAUCUGUGUAACCUGACUGAAAUACAGCAGUCCACUCUAGAGUGGGAGUGCAUCAGAGCACUGUCUGUCUUUGUGUGCCUUGCACCUAAACACUACCAAUUUUAUAAACAGCAACAGAUACAUUUAUUUGGGAAGUCUAUCAUCUUUUGUUAGCUGAAAUCGUCUGACACAUCUACAAACUUGAUAGGCUAUAAGUUCUCCAUGGUACUGACAUAGAAGCUGAAUCUAGUCUCUAGGCAUAUAAGCAGCAUUAAAUAUGAAUAUGAAUUAAAUAAGCAUAUGAAUGCUUAUGAAGAAUUUUAUCUAGUAGAAAAGGUCUAUAUCUCAUGCUCUAAAAUAUGGACACAGCCAAAUGCUUAAACUAUGUACAUUAAAGUCAAAAAGAAAAAAAAACAAAUUUAAAAACCAAGAAACUUACUUUGUACUUAGGACAAUCGCUAGUUAACCUGCGUGCUACCUUAUCGGAGUUGUGUGUGUUGUGCAGGAAAAGUAUACCACUGCAUGUUUGUGUUCAAAUUUCAUCGCUCAGAAGAGGCUCCAGGGACUGACUGCAAGAAACAGAUUACUUAAAUUAGUAGACUAGUUCGUGUAUGUGUGAAUUAAUGAAUUCCCAAAUCACCAUGUUUGGGAACAAGACCCAGCUGGCCUAUUAAGAAUAUGUAGAUUUAAAUUUUUCAAGGCUUUCAGUUUGAUUAAUUUAAAAUAAGGUUCAUUAACCUUGAACCAAUAAACUGACACAUUUGAGACAUUCUGUUAUUUAGAAUUUCUCUUAUUGGAAAGUAGAGAAAACUAUAUCCCAGUUAGGCAAGCAUAUGGUUAUUUAGCUUUUCAAUGUUUAGUUUAUAGUUGUGACCAUAACAUGUCUAGGAGGUUUACAGAUUAUAUCUCCAUAGCAAUUUUAGGAAGGAUGAUUUCCCCCAGUGAAACAGAUUUAAAAUCCAAAUCAAUAGGUAAAUUUCUUAUUCUUUGAUAGAUACUGCUACAAUUAAUUAAUUAAUUGGGCUUAAUGUGCAUAGUAUAAAAUGGGCAUUUAUCUACAGGAUAUGAAAGUAAAUAAGGCUGUGUCCAUAUUUUUGAGUAUGAGAUUUAGACUUUUUCUAUCAGAUAACUCUACAUCUUGGUUUUAUUUAUCAAUAAUGUAGUAUUACCAAAAUCUUAGCCCUUUGGGGAAAUCAAAGUAUAAGUCACUAGAUAAUACACAGGUGUCAACUAAACAGUGAUUACUGCACAAGACAGAGCAUGGGAUGGUGUGGAAGGCAGCGCAGGUAAAGUGAGGCAGAGGAUGUCAAACUGGAAAGGAAUGCAGCACUGACAAAGGAGGGCCUUGGAGGUGACCACAGGAAAUAAACAGCAUUUAAUAUGGAUUACAGUGUAAGAAUUUCCAUAUUUUAAGUUCAUUCAUGCAGCUGUGGAAAACCAACUUUUCAGCUAUAAUGGAAACCCAGCAGAGCAGAACAGCACAGGGUGAGUCUAAAGGAGGUUUUGCUAGUAGCAGUGAAAACCAUGAAUUUUUACUUGUAUAGGACUAUGACAAGACAUACGCCAAGGCAAUCCACAAAGAAAGUUUGUUUGAACUUACGGUUCCAGAGAGUUAAGAGUCCAUGAUGGUGGAGUAGAAGCAGCAGGCAAGCUGGCUGGAGCAAAAGCUGGAGUUGCAAGCAGGAAGCAGAGAGCAUGAACUAAAAUGCUAAAAGUCUUAGUUCUCAAAGCUGGUCUCCAGUGACACACUUCCUCUAGCUAGGGUACACCUCCUAAGCCUCUCCAAACAGUGCCACCAAUUGUGGAGGAGUAUUCAAAAGACUAAGCAUGACAUCAUUCAAAUCACAAGGCAGAACUAGAUUAAACAUUGAGCAACAGAAUCAGCACUGUACCAUUUACUAAGGUAAGGAAAAUGUCUCUUUAAAAAUAAUAGAAGUAGUUUACUAGCAGAUGUUAGGUUUUGGACAAGGGCAGCACAUGACAGCAGAUGAACAAGGAGAGCCCCAAAACUGUCUGUAAGUAGCCUCUGGGCUGCAGUGUAGAAAUGCAAUUGCUCAGAGAGGAGGGGAGCUCAGGGACAUGAGGAGGGGAGCUCAGGGACAUGCAGAGGGUAGCCCAGUUUUAGUUGAACGCUGGUAGUACGAGCACUCAACCAUAAUGAACCUCCAAAAGAAGCUGGUAGAAAAAAAAAUGGUAAACUCCACACAGGGCUAGGAUCAUGCUACAAAUGCAGGAAGACCUUGUUCCUCACAAACAGAAGACCAAGUACUUAGAAAAAUUUUGCUUUAGCAGAAGAAUUAUAUAUCCUAAGUCUAACUGUCCCUGGCAUAUCUACCAAGAUUAAAAGCAAUCUUUGAAAUGCCCUGUCUCGAAGAAACUGCAUUUCAAAAUAAAGCUCAAUAAGAUUACAAAAAAAGAAUUCAUGCACACCACAACACACCCCACUCACAAUUCUAAAAUUCACAACCAAUAAAAAAAAAAAAAUGCCAGGCAUGUAAAACA